AUGAGUGUAGGAUCUUGGGAUGUGCUGUCGCAGAGAUCAUCGCCUGUGGGGCUGGAGGCGCAUGUGGCUUUCUUGAGGGACUCCGGCUUGGGGCAUGCCAGUGGCCAGCAAGAUCACAACCAACGCGUCUCGAAGGACGUCGCGCCCACAUCCAACAACCUUCUCAACACAUUUUGCAGAUAUGGUACUCCUUCUCCGAAACGUUCUCAUUGCCCCUCCUCACCAGGUCCAACCCCGACAAGACCCCAGACUGACUUGAAAGAGCUCUUCGAACAACUUGAACAUCCCGUACCUUAUCGACGUUGUAUCUCGAGGCCCGUCUGGUUACUAAUAUCCACUGCAUCUCGCCGACCGACAUUCUUCGACAAACACUUCUCUAAUAAAGCAAUCCUCAAGCGGGUGGUACACAUUCCAUCCCUAUCACGAAUUCUAGCGGAAACUGUAGAUUCAGCGCUUGAACGUGUAAAAGAUGCCCUUCCACCUCCCGACUACGCUUUCAUAACAGCCAAGCAAAGAAAGUACGCCGAAGAGCUCCAAAGAACUGACUCGGUAGACACCGAGAAAGGAGUUGCUGCCCUUUUGCAAGCAACAACCGGGACCUUCUGCCCAUAUGUGGCUUCAACGCUACUCCUGCAUCCUGAUGCUGUACCAGAAUGGCAAACUCUCAUAUGUUACUCCUCGGACGUUUCCUCCGAGUCAAGUUAUGCAAACACUGUGGACGGCGAACUUUUUUUUCGGAGAUCAUCAACCAUUGAAAUGAUGGACGGGGCCACUCGCGAGUUUAUCAAAAAGAUGCGGGCAGAUGGAACGCCGUUAACAACUUUUCAGUUGAAGAGUCUGACUGUAACUCCUUUCAGCGUAAUGGACGAUGUUACCAAAAUGACAGAGUUUUCUUGGGAGCGUUGCGAAUCCAACCCGUGCACAGACCGUAAUCACAAGACAGGAAGGGAUCAAGCUGCGAAAAUUGUUGUUGGACGUGAUGCAGUGCAUCCCCCGUGGAAUCUCCUUGCUCCACGAAUUGACCACCUAAAAACACAAACUACCCCAGUUGCAAUGGCAGGUACCUCGACAUUGGCACCAUCAAUUGCAUCAAAUUGUGGUGAGAAACGUAGAAGACCUGAUAGCGGGGUCUUCUCCAUGGAACCCUCAAUCACACCUGCCCCUCUGAAGUGCAGUAAGCGACAAAAAUUUGAUGAUGUUAAUUUGAGCGAUGAUUCAAGCGACGCGACCUAUGAGGAUCCCAGUGGCGCAAUCGAUCAGGAUCCCAGAACCAGGGACACAACGGCACUUUCCUUUGUCCAGCAGGUCUGGGCACAAGCUACAAGAGUUAACACGUCAGUUGUCGUGCUUCACUCUGGUAACCAUGAAGUUAUCGGCAUACGUCACCGAAGUUCGCAGACGCUGUACGUAUCCGAUGUUAUCAUACCUUACCAAUGUGUUAAUCCUGGAUACAGGAAAAUUCAUGUUGGCAUUAUUAUUGCUGCUGUCCAAGAUGCAAUGGAUCACAUGGAACAAGAUGACAAAUAUGCCACUGAUGGUGGCCAGAGUAAAGGUGGCCAUGGAGCAGGCCGUUCUGGAGCAAGUGGCCUUGAACACAGCAGGGAUAAAGGUGUUGCUGCUGAAAGACUGGACAUUGAGUAUGGAGUGUACAACUCUCCCAUUCUGGCAUCAUUCAUUCGCUCCUUGCCUUUGAAUAUCUCACCAAACAGUCCCCCAUUUUCUCCAUGCCACUGCACUGAUGGAAGUCAAUGUAUGACCAUUGUCAUCACUUCAGAAAUUGGACAAGGUGCAACUGGCAUAGCCCUCCGUGGCACCCUCAAGCCAAAAAGCAUGGAAGGAACACUGGAUGCUGUUGUGAAGCUUGCAUUUGAUGGUCAACAGCGGGAUUCCCUUAAGAGUGUUCUGAUCUCUAUGCUGGCUCCAGGAUGUAUGCUGUCAACUUCUGACUAUGAUUCAGCUAUGUCAACAUUGGAGGCCAUCCAUCACACAGGUAUCAUCCACGAUGAUAUUCGGCCGGAAAAUAUCCUCAUCAGUGACUUCAGAGUUACAAUCAUUGACUUUGGGCAUGCAAGGCGAUGCAAUAUUGAAGAGGCUAAGGAUAUAGAACGCAAUCUAUUCUUCAAGGCUCAGCAGGCUUUAUCACACCAGCCACCGACGAUGUUCCUUGGUAUCGGAUAUUGGCGCACAGACUGA
Molecule: messenger RNA, 2193 nt
Organism: Laccaria bicolor S238N-H82
Lineage: Eukaryota; Fungi; Basidiomycota; Agaricomycetes; Agaricales; Hydnangiaceae
Exons: 11
Coding region: 1-2193 (730 amino acids)
Biological process (GO): protein phosphorylation
Molecular function (GO): ATP binding; protein kinase activity
Source: RefSeq, a predicted model, not a curated record